UGAUUUUUUAAUUCAAACAAUAAAUAGUUUGAUGAAUCAUUUCAUUCAAAAGGUCAUAAGUUGUUGUGUUUUAAAUCAGUACAACGGUGAAUUUGUGUCAAACCUGAAAAGUAUACAAUGGAAAUAAGACCCAGGGAAAAUAGUACUAACUGGGUAGUUCAUUUAAGAGAUUUUAUUGGCAAAACGAUAUCGAUUUUAUGUCGAGAUGGACGAAUUGUACUCGGUCACCUUCGGACCAUUGAUAAUUACGUCAAUCUAGUCAUAACUCAAACCAAGGAAAGGAUUUACGUUGAAAAUAAGUACAGUGACAUCCAAAUAGGAACUAUAAUCUUGAGAGGUGAAAAUGUGAUCGUUUGUGGUUUAGUGGAGCCUUCACAGGAGAGACAUUGUGAAUUUGAAGAAGUACCAAUCGAUCAAUUAUAUGACUCUGGAGUACCAGAAAAUGUGAAUUUAGGCAAAAUUGCUAUUGCACGGAAGAGAGCAAAGGAAGGCUUCGCUGUUAGCGGUUUCUCUGAAUAUUUUUACGGCUUCUGAUUGAAUUCAGCUGAUUAUUAUUUCAAAUCAAUUCAUGGAAAACUUUAACCUUCAUUUACAUUAAUUUUAUUACGCUACAUACAUAUACAUGUAUAUAUUAUAAGUUUCAUGUCAUAUCACCUGAUUGCCUCGUUUUUAUGCAUUCAUCCAGUAAACUUUUAUCGAAUACAUUUAUAAAUUAUAAUAAUUUCAAUCUUUGCUGACUUCCAAAUUGAGAUCAUAGUAGAGACUUCAUAAUAAACAUACAAAACAAUCAAA
Tetranychus urticae (two-spotted spider mite) is the source of this 792-nucleotide messenger RNA. RefSeq lists its product as uncharacterized. Gene Ontology annotation, biological process: deadenylation-dependent decapping of nuclear-transcribed mRNA. The record is from RefSeq and is a predicted model, not a curated record. Lineage: Eukaryota; Metazoa; Arthropoda; Arachnida; Trombidiformes; Tetranychidae. Gene Ontology annotation, cellular component: P-body; Lsm1-7-Pat1 complex. Gene Ontology annotation, molecular function: mRNA binding.